GAAACCUUGAGAAGGGAGAAGAAUCUUGACAGAGGUGAAGAAUCUUGUGCUGGCAGCUGUCAACAAUACUGUAAAGGACGGCCUACUUGCACUAAAACUCUAUAAAAAGCUCUCUGGGUGCUGGAAUGAAUCUGCACCUUACAUGUUUGGCCAUGCAAUAAGCCUUGAUCUGCCCAACAAAAUCUUAUCCUUCUGCAGUGGAUCUGGAGAGGAGUGAAGCCCUUUCCAAGAGUGACAACAGUAGCAUCCUAGUGAAAUACACAAGUUAACACAGGAGGAGUAAUGGGUGAGAUCGCAGGUGAAUAUGAAACGAUUGUUGUAGGAGCAGGCAUAAUGGGCAGUUGCACUGCCUAUGAAAUUGCCAAGAGAGGCAAGUCGGUUCUUCUUCUGGAACAAUAUGAUUUUCUGCACCACAGAGGCUCUUCACAUGGGGAAUCCAGAACUAUUAGAGAUGCUUAUGUAGAAGAAUACUAUGCUGCAAUGAUGGAGGAGGCUUUUUCUCUCUGGGAAGAAGCUCAGCAGGAAAGUGGGUACAGAGUUCACAUCAAAACCCAGCAGCUAGACAUUGGUUCGGUCCAAAACAGGAGCCUCCAAUCUGUCAUAGCUGUCUGCAAAAAACUAGGGAUCCCCCAUGAAGUUCUAGAUGCAGAACAAGCUUCCUUGAGAUUCAAUGUAUUGAAUUUGCCUAAGGAUUGGAUUGCCGUUGUCACAAAUAGAGGAGGGAUACUGCGAGCCUCCAAGGCAGUUGCAAUGUUUCAGUCUUUAGCUUUGAAGAAUGGAGCCACGCUAAGGGACAAUGCCCGAGUCACUAACAUUACUAGCGGGUGGAAAUUGAGUGAUGGGUUGGAUGGGGUUCAGGUGUGCACCAGCAGGGGCUCUGUACUUGCAAGGAAAUGCGUGAUCACUGCAGGAGCAUGGGCUCACAAACUUGCUAAAGAAAUAGCAGAUAUUGAAUUGCCUCUUCAGCCUGUUCAUGCUACUAUUGCAUAUUGGAAGAUUGAGGAGGGUUUGGACAACUUUUCGGCUGAAAAAGGGUUCCCCACGUUUGCUUGUUAUGAUGAACCUUAUCUUUAUGGGACGCCCUCUUGGGAAUACCCUGGUUUGCUCAAGGUGUCACUCGAUGGAGGUAAACCAUGUGAUCCGGACAAGAGGUCUUUGGUUCCUGAUUUCGAUGCACUAAAAAAGUUGCUAAGCCCUUGGUUAGCUGAGACUUUUAGAGGGCAUAUUAUGUCAGAGAGCCCUGUUGUUGCAGAGGCGUGUAUGUGUACAAUGUCUCCAGAUGAAGACUUCAUCAUUGAUUUUUUGCCACUGACAAAGACUUCAUUGUCAAGAGAAAGGUCACCUAUCUUGAUUGCUUGUGGAUUCUCUGGCCAUGGAUUUAAAAUGGGUCCAUUGGUGGGACGGAUAAUGGCAGAUCUUGCCCUCAAAGGAGAAGCCCAUGGGAUACCCAUGCAGUAUUUUUCUAUUGAACGUUUUCUUAAAAGUUCCAGAGGCAAUAUCAAGGACUACAAAUAACAAGUGUGUCACAUGACAUAAUAAGGGUAGCAAUAGAACUGCUUGAAUGUCAAUUGCAUUUCGGCUUUCCCGAAUGAUAUUGGUGGGUGAAGACUAAGAAUCUAGGUAAUUUGCAAUAUGUCCUCUGAGUAGCAAUAAUAUGAGAUCACAAUUUGCUUUUUGAUGUCAAAGCUUGCAUUUGCAUGACAUGAUUUUUCAGUUUGAAGGACCAAUAGAGCUUAGAGGACACAGUAUUUAGUAUUUAGAAUUUCUCUAUUUUUCGCAUUGAUUUCCUGUUAUUCAGUAUAUGUAAUUGUUCAGCCUCGUUUUCUUUGUUGAAAUAUGUAUAAGGUUCUGAAAAGCCUUUAUUAUGGUAAUCUCAAUAUUUUAACCCUGCUUAACCCUUAAAUGUACUGAGUUCUACUCUUACAGUUGUUCUCUAUUACUAUUUCAAUGGUUGCAUUCCU
Messenger RNA from Cryptomeria japonica (Japanese cedar), 1961 nucleotides. RefSeq names its product probable sarcosine oxidase. Gene Ontology annotation, molecular function: sarcosine oxidase activity; flavin adenine dinucleotide binding. The record is from RefSeq and is a predicted model, not a curated record. Bases 283 to 1515 code for a protein of 410 amino acids. Lineage: Eukaryota; Viridiplantae; Streptophyta; Pinopsida; Cupressales; Cupressaceae. The transcript has a single exon.